AAAAUAAGUAGUCGGAAGUGUUUCAUGUUAAACAAACAAACAAAAUUGUGUUUACAUUUUUUUGACAGACUAUAAUAAUACCGGGAAAAUGUCUUUUGAUUUAAUGUUUUCAGAUAUUCCAUGAAUUAAAAAUAACUUACGAAGGUGAUAAUGUUUCUAGUCAAAAAUAUGAUUUUGGCAUCUCGCGAUUUUUUUUCCAGUCUUUUAGUUAAUUAUGAAUGAUAUUACAGAAGCAAAUAAAAUCUUCACGGAUCAUCUUGAUGGUUUUGAUCACUCACUAAAAAAAUGCCUUCUUACAAAAAAUAAAAUUAAACAUUGCAUUGAGGAAAUUUUUUCUAAUAAUAAUAGAUACGAUUCAGCCGAGUUAAAUUACUGUAGUGUAUUUAGGAUAUAUUUUUCAAGUUUAAUUAAAUUUCUGCAAUGCCUCAUCAAAUAUAUCGUCACUGGUUUCUUUAUUGCUAUAUUUUUGUAUUUAUUUAUCAUAUCUCACAAUUCGGUACAAAAAUUUGUUAUGAGAAAUUGCCAAAAUCUAAUCUAUCCCACUAUGCGUACGUUACGUAUAUGGACUUUACCAAUCUUGCGAAACUAUGAAUUUUUAUCAGAUUGGCAUGAAGAGGAGUGUUUGGUGCGGAAUCCUUUCUAUUAUGAGCUUCCAUUAGAUUGCUGGCCUUGUGAAAAUAUUAGAACUUUGGUAGAUCUUUCAGGUUUUACAAAUUAUAGUCAUGAUUAUGUACUUAAUGAGCAGCCUUUUAUUGUUAGAGACAGCUUACAAGAGAAUGUAUCCUUUCAAGAUCUUCAAAAACUUUAUUAUAAAUAUGAUAAGCUUUUAGAUCGAGGAACAGCUAAAUUUCGGUGUAGUGAGAAGGAUUUUUGUUUGCCUAAUGAUGUAUUCACUAAAAAACCACCUGCUAUAAAUACAUUUCAUGUGAUGUGGAAAAUAAAUCGCGUUGCUGCUGCUCGUGUAAUUAGAAAAAUCUUUCCUCGUCCGUACUUCAUUCCAAAUAAUAGUGAAGUGGCUUUAGAACGAUACUUGUAUCUUAGUGGAUCAGAAGCACCUCAAUUCUUCUUGCCAUUAACAGACUUUGCUAAUGUAUGGGUUGCACAAGGACAAGGUUAUCGCCUUAUUGUUUUAGAUCCAUCUGAGCCAUGUAUUUCAAAUUGUUCUGCUGUAUCUGUGCUACUACGGCCAAGAGAUGUGUAUUUUAAAUUGAUCCAAUUAAUUACAGUGUAUUACAACUGGCAGUUCUGGAGACCAAGAUCACGUCCAGCAAAUUUAUGUGAAGAAAUGAGCAUUACCUUUGUCGGUUCUUUCUAUUGAGAUAUUUUGAUUGAUAUGGAAUGGAGUUGUAUUAAUCUAUAUACUAUAACAAGACACUAUUUACAAAAUAUAUUUAUUGUGAUAUUUGACUUGACAGAUCUAUAAAAUAUGUAUGAAUUCCAGAUAUAUGUAAUAUAGAGUGAUAUACAUAAUCACAUUUUAAAAUGGAAUUGUACUUCAUUAAAUGGACGGAUUAAAACACAUUUAGACUGAAA
This is a messenger RNA of Parasteatoda tepidariorum (common house spider), 1533 nucleotides long. RefSeq lists its product as uncharacterized. NCBI's taxonomy places the organism in Eukaryota, Metazoa, Arthropoda, Arachnida, Araneae, Theridiidae. The record is from RefSeq and is a predicted model, not a curated record.